AAUCUUCUUCUCUCUCUCUUUCUCUCUCCUCUUUUUUUUUCUUCUCUCUCCUCAAAUGUCGAAAUCCAAAACCAAAACCCCAAAAAACCCCUCCACUACAACUCCUUUAUCUCCUCUUACCAGAGAGAAAAUGGCAACCGAGCUUCCUGAGUAUUUCAAGUGCCCCAUUUCUCUCGAUAUCAUGUCCGACCCGGUUAUCCUCUCUUCGGGUCACACCUUUGAUCGGAGCUCCAUUCAGCGCUGGAUUGACUCCGGCCACCGCACCUGUCCAAUUACCAAACUACCCCUUCCCGACACCCCUUCUCUAAUCCCCAACCACGCCCUCCGCAGCCUCAUUUCCAAUUACGCUCCCGCCUUCUCCACCGCCAACCACCAACUCUCCCCAACUCGGUCUGACUCGGAGUCCGACUCACUGAGUCAACUCGCUUCUCUUAUAUCCACCCUCACAUCCCGCGCCUCCAACGCUGAGCAGAAGGCGGAGGCUUUAGGUAGGAUAACCGCGCUGUCGAAGUCAAACCCGGUGUUCCGCAGCCGACUCACCGAGUCGGGUGCGGUUUCAGCCGUUCUCCGCUGUGUGGACUCGGGUGACGGCGGCGCGGGUCUGCAGGAGAAGGCGUUGUCGCUCCUACUCAGCCUCAGCCUUGACUCAGAUGACAACAAGGUGGGGUUGGUGGCGGAGGGAGCUGUGGCAAGGAUCAUCACCGCACUAGCGGGCCCCGCUGCCGCGACGGCGGCAACGGUGCUCACCAGCCUCGCAGUGGUGGAGGUGAAUAAGGCGACCAUCGGGGCACACCCGGGAGCGGUGAGGUGCCUUGUUCAACUCCUCCGCACAGGGAGAGGAAGAGAGAGGAAAGAGGCCGCUACCGCCCUCUUCACUCUAUGUUCCUUCCCGGAGAACCGCCGCAGGACGGUGGAUUGCGGGGCGGUCCCGAUUCUGAUCAGGAUGGCGAAAUCGGGGCUCGAAAGGGCGGUCGAGGUUAUAGGAUUAUUGGCGAAAUGUAAAGAAGGGAGGGAGGAGAUAGUGAAGUGUGAAGGGGUGGUAGAGAUAUUGGUAGAUUAUGUAAAGAAUGGGAGUUCAAGAGGUGUUCAAUAUGGAUUAUUGACAUUGAAUUUGAUUUGUUGUUGUAGUGAAAGAGUGAAGAAAUUAGUGAAAAAUGAAGGGGUUUUGGAGAUUUGUUUGGGAUUAAUUCAAGAUGAUAAUGAGAAGAUUCAUAGGGUUGCUUCCAAUUUGGCCAAGGUUUUGCAAGAGAAGUAGGAAGAACAAGAAAAAGAAAUUAAGGUGAGUUUAAUUUGGGAUUAAUUGGGUCAACAAAUUGUAACCCUUUUGGAUGAGAUACUUCAAAUGUUUGUUUAAUCUUCAAUCAUAGUUCUUUUUGGUGUACAAAAGAGAAAAAAGAAUAGAAGUUUUUGUUUUUGUUGUUGGUGUUGUUGUAUCAAUCCUCAAUGUAUAUUAUUAUUGUAAUAAACAAGAUGAAAAAAGAAGGUUUCUUUGAA
This is a messenger RNA of Spinacia oleracea (spinach), 1494 nucleotides long. Its product is annotated as U-box domain-containing protein 8. The transcript has a single exon. The coding region runs from base 56 to 1255 and encodes 399 amino acids. Lineage: Eukaryota; Viridiplantae; Streptophyta; Magnoliopsida; Caryophyllales; Amaranthaceae. Gene Ontology annotation, molecular function: ubiquitin-protein transferase activity. Gene Ontology annotation, biological process: protein ubiquitination. The record is from RefSeq and is a predicted model, not a curated record.